AUGCCAGAAAAUCAUCUGGAAGAAGAAGAAGACAAUAUUUCAGUCCAGCAAAAUGGUCAUCAUUAUGCUAUUUUAUCAACAGUUCCUGAUGUUCAAAAAUAUCAAAGUGCAACUCCAUCAUCACCCUCAAUAACCCCAGUCACUUCACAAAAACAACAACAACAACAAUCAGUUUCUUCAUCUCCAAAUACCCCUCAAAACACUCAGAAUAACAACCAACAACAACAACAACAACAACAACAAUCUUUAAGCCCUAAAGCACCAACAACUGCUCUUUCUCCUUUGGAACUUUUGGAACAACGAUCUAGACGACUUGCUAACCGGUUUGGCAAAAAACCUAAUGAUGAUAUUCAACAAGCAGCUCCAAAUAAUGAUCAUCAUCAACAACAUCAACAUCCACAACAACAACAAACCUCAUCAUCAUCAUCAUUACCAAAAUCAACUCAAGACUCAACCUUAUCUUCAGAUAAUAUCCCUACUACACGUCGGGGAAGAAUCGCUCGUAAAGCUUCCACAGCAUCUAUCACUUCCAUUGCAUCUCUUGGGUCCAUUCUAGGGUCUUUCCGUCUAUCAUCUCUUUCGAUUGAUGAUUCUGUGGACCUGACUCCUACAACUUCAGCUGCUUCCUUUUAUCCCAACCAACAACAACAACAACAACAUCAUCAUCAACAUCAUCAACAAUAUUCCAGCCAAGUUCCAACUUUGACUGUUUCUCAAUCACAAGCAAUUCCAGCAACUUUCUCAACUCCAAAUCAAUCCUCUCAGUCACUUGGUGGUGGUGGUGGUUCCAGGCGAGGCAACAAUAAUAAUAAUAAUAAUAAUAAUAAUAAUAGUAAUCUUCAUCACUACCCUACGUCACCAGGCUUCGUUCCACUUUCGUCAAAAUCCUCCAUCUCAACUACACUUUCUUCCACUUCUAGAACAUUGCAUUCCCCACCAGCUCUACCCGUUUCCCCUCCAGCUGAACCCGAACAUCACCCGGUCUUGAUUUCUUCGGGCUCCCACGGGUCUCUAAACUCUAUCAAUGAAAAUAACAAUAAUAUUAACAAUAAUAUCAACACCAACAUAAAUGCAUCAUCAUCAUAUUCAUCUCUGGCUCACUCUCCAAAACUUAAAGCAUUGCCUGCCCCCCGUGCAAAACUUCCAGCAUUCCCACCAACAACCCCGGCCUCUAUCGGUCUCCAUCCUCGCACAGCUAACCAGCGUUCAUUCUCAGGCUCAUCAUUAUCUUCAAUUGCAUCUGGUAAACAAAUAACAGCAACACCAACGGCAUCAACCACAACAUCAACAUCAACAGCAACAGCAACUGCAACUGCACCAUCAGCAUCAACAUCAAUUACAACUACCAGUACCCAUUCACGUACCCCAUCCAGCAGUCACAACCAUCUACCCAGCCACCAGUUGAGCGAGUUUGAGCUUCUUAAAGAAAAACGAAUAAAUAAUACACUAACCCUCGAAGACCAUGUUGCCCUGGGAAUUUAUUUCCAUGAAGAAGGGAACCUACGAGAGUCCUCGUACCACUGGCAACAUGCUGCAUUCCAAGGAGAAACUACCGCGAUGCUUCUCUAUGGUCUUGCACUACGUCAUGGCUGGGGGAUCCGCAAAAACCCGGAAAGUGCUGUGGAGUGGCUAUUACGUGCCAUCAAGCCCAUUCUACAUGAGUACAAGCUCGAAGACAUACUACAAAACCAAAACUCCACAGAACGGUUCCAAGCAUUUUUAAGCUCGUCAAACGAUACCAGUACUCAGACUGGAGGCAAAAUUAAAAAGACCCAUGUAUCACUAGCAUUUUACGAGCUAGGUAUGUGUUAUCUUAAUGCAUGGGGGAUCGACAAGGAUGAGGAUCUGGCUUUGCGAUGUUUCGAGCUAGCUGGGUCGCUGGGCGAUCCUGAUGCACUUUCAGAGGCUGCACGCAUGUGGAUGCAUAAUGGUCCAAAGGGCCGUAAAAAGGACUACAUGCGAGCUGCAAAAUUGUACCGCUUGGCCGAGAAAAAUGGAGCAAAUGUCGUUUCCAAUAGCUGGAUCUACAAGGACAAAUAUAUGGAUCCAGAUGAGGACGAGGAAAAUUUAAAAAAAUCCGACAAGGACCGGCGCCGGUCGGGGAUUCUAAAGAAAAUGAAAAAGUAA
Molecule: messenger RNA, 2127 nt
Organism: Magnusiomyces paraingens
Lineage: Eukaryota; Fungi; Ascomycota; Dipodascomycetes; Dipodascales; Dipodascaceae
Exons: 1
Coding region: 1-2127 (708 amino acids)
Molecular function (GO): protein binding
Source: RefSeq, a predicted model, not a curated record